AUGGCGGCGGCCGUGAGCCCACAGCUGGGUUUCUCAGUGGUAGUUGUGCCUCACAUCGAGGAUGCGGCAGUCAGUGCCGUUGCUAUGCGGCGUUACUAGGGACAGAGUCGCCUUUUGAUGACGUCACUGUUUGCUUGGAAUCGGCGCCAAAUCAUUGAGAAGGAAGGGAACCUGGAGCUGUCUCGUUGACUGGAUCCGGAAUGUGACAGACCCGGGCACAGGAGCAGAGCAUGGCUGCUUUACCCCAGAACAACCUGCAGAAACAGUUGGAAUUAUUCUCUUCCAAGGGUGUGGAAAAUAAGCUUUCUCUGCAGAAAACAAGGCCCGGUGUUUUUACAUUUAAAAAGAAGAGUUCUCUUGAUGAGUCCACCUCAACUGGAUUCAUUCCGACAAAGCAGCAAGUAAAGGACAAAAAUGUGACUAUUAUAAUAGACGACCAAUCCAAAAAGCAACCGCUAGUUUCAUCUAUUAAGGGAAGUGGUACAAUCAAUGGAUUUUUCACUUCUAGUUACCCAAAAGAGUCUUCUCCAAAAGUGACAUCUUUUAAAAGCGUCCAGCAUAAUGCAGAUGAAAAGAAUGAAGAUAUUCCUCAAGAAAGCUCUUGUUCAAAGACUAAAACAGACUGCAAUGUCUCUCUCAGCUCCAUUGUCAGCCUGGAGGAUUGGGAUGAUAUAAAUGAUUUUGACACAUCUGUAUCGCCUCCGACAGGUCAUACUAGGAAGUUGGGAAAGACACCACAGAAAUGUGGCAAAACACAUUUUGUGACCUCUUCCAAAUCACUGUCUGUUGAAGUGGAGCCCUCUACAAAUAAAGACAGUAUUAAAAAGCCUGGUCCUGAUCAGUCGGCGGCAGCUAAGAAGCUUGACAUCGUAUCUGCUGCAGUCUGUGCAGAGGCACUGGUGUCGGCAGAUGAAAGUGCGAAAGAUAUUUUGAAUGUCAUUUGUGAUGAUGACAUUUAUGCAGAUGCCCUGGCUGAGGCGAUCCCUGCUGAGGAUGAGUGUGAUGAAGAUUUUAUUCCUCCAUCUCCAACCAAUAGUAGUAGUGUGUCCUCUCCCCCUGUGCUCAGGGGCAUCUGUUCUCUGCGGAAGUCAUCAGUUACCUCUGGAACUGCAGAGGAGAAUACUACUGAACAUCUCCGAAAGGACUGUGUGUCGUCUUCUUCAGAGGUAUCAUCCGAACUCUGCGCUGUAAUGCUGGAUAUUUGCAAGCUAGUUGAUAGAAUUCCCAACACUGAGCUGCAGCUCCUUUCCUGUGGAAAGGAACUACAGAAGCACAGGAACAUUUGGAAAAGACUCUUGUCUGAUGACUCUGUGCUGAAAUCUACACCUUUAGAAGCUCCUCUGUUAUCCGGUGGUCCGAAACCAUCCUCUUCCAAAACAAACUACUCGACUCAAGACUUGGGUACCCCGGCCUUUGAGGCUUCAUCACAACGCCCAUUAGGGAAUGUUUUUAGAUUUAACUCACUCACUGCUGACAAGCCAAAAGCAAAGGACUUUUCAGUGGAUUGUAGCACUUUGAGUGAACCUCGGACAGAAAACAAAAGCUUGUUUUCCUUUAAGGCCACUGAUUCUACAGCUAAAUAUUCCUCCAGUCUCCAGGACUCUGUUUUUGUCAGUCGUUUCGAUACGCCAUACAGUGAAAAACCACUCACCUCUAGUACAUGUGCCAAGACAUUUGUACAUCCACCAGAUCUCGACGACAUUGAUGACAUAUACUUUGAUAUUGACAAUUUUGACAUUGAAGACAUUGACGAUGAAGUGCAGUGCAUGGACAGCCCAGUGGCACCACCUACUACCAAACCGUUACCAUCACAGUACCCCACAAUACGGGAAGCACCACUCUUUACAAAGAGCAGUAUUUCUAUACCAUCUUCUGUGAAAACUUCUAAUCCCUCUGGAUCAUCAGAUUCUUUCAUAAAGCCACCAAUAGAGAACCCAGCUCAUGAGCGAUUUCGGGGCUUCACCUUUCCCCACUCGAAAGAAAUGAUGAAGAUAUUCCAUAAGAAAUUUGGGUUGCACCGCUUUCGAACUAACCAGCUGGAAGCCAUCAAUGCCUCCUUAUGUGGAGAGGAUUGCUUCAUUCUAAUGCCUACAGGUGGCGGGAAGAGUUUGUGUUACCAGCUGCCGGGCUGCGUGUCCCCUGGUGUCUCCAUUGUCAUCUCUCCCCUCCGUUCCCUGAUAGUUGACCAGGUCCAGAAGCUUACCACUCUAGAUAUUCCAGCCACGUAUCUUACUGGAGAUAAGACGGAUGCCGAAGCUUCCAGUAUUUACUUGCAGCUCUCCAAAAAAGAUCCAAUUAUAAAGCUGCUGUAUGUUACCCCAGAGAAGGUUUGUGCAAGCCCCAGGCUUAUCACCACAAUGGAAAACUUGUAUGAACGUCAACUGCUGGCACGAUUUGUCAUUGAUGAGGCUCACUGUGUAAGCCAGUGGGGCCAUGAUUUUCGUCCAGACUACAAAAGACUCAACAUGUUGCGUCAAAAAUUCCCUUCUGUACCAAUGAUGGCUCUUACAGCAACAGCAAAUCCCCGUGUCCAGAAAGACAUUCUUAAUCAGCUUAAGAUGACCAGACCUCAGAUAUUUUCAAUGAGCUUCAACAGAGACAAUCUUAAGUAUGAAGUUUUACCCAAAAAGCCCAAGAAGGUGCCUUUAGAUUGUGUGGAAUGGAUAAAGAAAAAUCACGCCAAUGACUCUGGGAUAAUUUACUGUCUGUCAAGACAUGAGUGUGACACAAUGGCCGAUACCCUGCAGAAGGAGGGCCUGUUAGCUCUGGCCUAUCAUGCUGGGCUCAGUGACUCUAAUAGAGACUACGUACAACAUAAGUGGAUCAAUCAGGAUGACUGCCAAGUGAUCUGUGCUACUAUUGCUUUUGGAAUGGGCAUUGAUAAGCCAGAUGUAAGAUACGUUAUUCAUGCUUCUUUGCCAAAGUCUGUGGAAGGAUAUUACCAAGAGUCUGGAAGAGCUGGACGAGAUGGAGAAAUUUCCCACUGUCUUCUUUUCUAUAGCUACAGCGAUGUAACAAGACUCCGUCGAAUGAUUCAAAUGGAAAAGGAUGGAAACAGUCAGACAAAACAGACACACUUGAAUAACUUGUACAGCAUGGUGCAUUACUGUGAAAAUGUGCUGGAGUGUCGACGCAUGCAGCUUCUUGCUUAUUUUGGUGAGAAUACAUUCAAUCCAAAGUUUUGUAAGGAGAACCCAAGAUUUGCUUGUGACAACUGCUGCAGAACAACGGAAUACAAGUCUAGAGAUGUGACCGACGAGGUGAAGACUAUUGUGAGAUUUGUCCAGGAGCACUGCACUUCUCAAGGAAGAGGGAAGGGUGUCAAAAAUCGCUUAACUCUUAACAUGAUGGUAGAUAUAUAUUUAGGGAGUAAGUCUGCAAAAAUCCAGACAGGAAUAUUUGGAAAGGGAGCAGCGUAUUCACGCCACAAUGCAGAACGGUUAUUCAGGAAACUGGUUCUGGAAAGGAUUCUGGAUGAGGAACUAUAUAUUACAGCCAAUGACCAGGCUGUAGCAUAUACAAAAAUUGGAGAGCGGUCUCAGGCUGUGCUGAAUGGGUUCACAAAGGUUCAGUUCCAGGACACCGAAAAUGCCAGCAGCCUCAGGAAACAGAAGGCAUCGGUCAUGGCAGCUACAUCCCAGAGGGAGGAAAUGGUCAAGAAAUGCCAGGCUGAGGUGACAGAGCUCUGUAAGCGUCUGGGAAAGAUAUUUGGCGUGCACUACUUCAAUAUCUUCAAUACAGCGACCAUCCGUAGGAUUGCAGAAUCCCUGUCUCCAGAACCUGAAGUUUUAUUACAGAUUGAUGGGGUGACCGAAGAUAAGCUGGAGAAAUAUGGCGCUGAGCUAAUAGAUGUUCUACAAAAGUACUCCGAAUGGACGCUUCCAGCCGAGGAGGUUUCCCAAAAGUCCAGUGGGUCAGCAACCCACACUACCAGGAUUUAUCACAGCGAGGAGGAUGAGGAGGAUGCAAAGACAACUUCCUCUUAUUUUAAAUCAUCCCGUAAAAAUGGCACAAAGAGAAAAAAUUCCUCAUAUGCUCAUAAAGCCAAGAAAAGAAAAACGUGGGGAGACGGUCAGCAGUCCCGUGCCAAAAGCAGUGGUACCAAUGCGUCCUACGGCAGGAAUAAAGCUGCUUCUGCUAAAUCAAGCAAAGGACAUAAUGUAGAUUACAGCAGUGGAUCUAGACAAGGGGCAGUGAACAAACCUGGCUUCAUGGCAGUUCCUAUGCCCCAGAACAACCGUCGUUUCCUGAAACCCUCCUACAGUUUUCUUUGAUAUUCACAUUGUUUGUUAAUACGUUUAUUUUUUAUUGU
Messenger RNA from Bufo bufo (common toad), 4312 nucleotides. RefSeq names its product BLM RecQ like helicase (gene BLM). Gene Ontology annotation, biological process: telomere maintenance; double-strand break repair via homologous recombination; DNA replication. The transcript has 22 exons. The record is from RefSeq and is a predicted model, not a curated record. NCBI's taxonomy places the organism in Eukaryota, Metazoa, Chordata, Amphibia, Anura, Bufonidae. The coding region runs from base 231 to 4274 and encodes 1347 amino acids. Gene Ontology annotation, cellular component: nucleus; cytoplasm; chromosome. Gene Ontology annotation, molecular function: hydrolase activity, acting on acid anhydrides, in phosphorus-containing anhydrides; ATP binding; DNA binding.